Molecule: messenger RNA, 1988 nt
Organism: Saimiri boliviensis boliviensis (Bolivian squirrel monkey)
Lineage: Eukaryota; Metazoa; Chordata; Mammalia; Primates; Cebidae
Gene: CHRDL2
Product: chordin like 2
Biological process (GO): negative regulation of BMP signaling pathway; cell differentiation
Molecular function (GO): BMP binding
Source: RefSeq, a predicted model, not a curated record
CUUCUACCCGACCUUCCUCCGUCUCUCCAUCUCCAUCUCUCUUCCUCCUUUCCCUUGUUCUCGUUCCACCUUUCUCUUUUUCCCACCUUAGAUCUCUCUUUCCGUCCUCCUUUCCUGCUCACCGCUGCUUCUCGACCCUUCUCCGACCCCGCUCUAGGAGCAGACCUCCUGGGGUCUGGGGGUUGAUCUGUGCCCUUGUGCCUCAGUGUCCGUUUCGUCUCACUUUCUCCCGACUCCGCUCCCGGCCCAGCGCCCAGAGGCCUGACCCUGGGGAAAGGAAGGAUGGUUCCCGAGGUGAGGGUCCUCUCCUUCUUGCUGGGACUCGCUCUGCUCUGGUUCCCCCUGGACUCCCACGCUCGAGCCCGCCCAGACAUGUUCUGCCUUUUCCAUGGGAAGAGAUACUCCCCUGGCGAGAGCUGGCACCCCUACUUGGAGCCACAAGGCCUGAUGUACUGCCUGCGCUGUACCUGCUCGGAGAGUGCCCAUGUGAGUUGUUACCGCCUUCACUGCCCGCCUGUCCACUGCCCCCAGCCCGUGACGGAGCCACAGCAGUGCUGUCCCAGGUGUGUGGAACCUCACACUCCCUCUGGGCUCCGGGCCCCUCCAAAGUCCUGCCAGCACAAUGGGACCAUGUACCAACACGGAGAGAUCUUCAGUGCCCAUGAGCUGUUCCCCUCCCGCCUGCCCAACCAGUGUGUCCUCUGCAGCUGCACCGAGGGCCAGAUCUACUGUGGCCUCAUGACCUGCCCUGAACCAGGCUGCCCCGCACCCCUCCCACUGCCAGACUCCUGCUGCCAGGCCUGCAAAGAUGAAGCAAGUGAGCAAUCGGCUGAAGAAGACAGUGUACAGUCGUUCCACGGGAUGAGACAUCCUCAGGAUCCAUGUUCGAGCAAUGGUAGCAGAAGGAGAGGUCCAGGCACCCCAGCCCCCACUGGCCUCAGCGCCCCUCUGAGCUUCAUCCCUCGCCACUUUCGACCCAAGGGGGCAGGCAGCACAACUGUCAAGAUUGUCCUGAAGGAAAAACAUAAGAAAGCCUGUGUGCAUGGUGGGAAGACGUACUCCCACGGGGAGGUGUGGCACCCAGCCUUUCGUGCCUUCGGCCCCCUGCCCUGCAUCCUAUGCACCUGUCAGGAUGGCCACCAGGACUGCCAGCGCGUGACCUGCCCCACCGAGUACCCCUGCCAUCACCCCGAGAAAGUGGCUGGGAAAUGCUGCAAGAUUUGCCCAGAGGACAAGGCAGACCCUGGCCACAGUGAGAUCAGUUCUACCAGGUGUCCCAAGGCGCCGGGCCGGGUCCUUGUCCAUACAUCGGUAUCCCCAAGCCCAGAUAACCUGCGUCGCUUUGCCCUGGAACAUGAGGCCUCAGACCUGGUGGAGAUCUACCUCUGGAAGCUGGUAAAAGGAGGAAUGGAUGAAGAAAGUGGAGCUGUUCAGCCUGAAGAAGAGAAGACUCAGGGGGACAGGACUGCUGGCUUCGUGGCUCUGAAGGGCUGCCCCAGGGAGAGGGAGCAGGCGUAUUCUGAGUGACCGCAAGGGUCAAACAAUAAGCAGGGGCUUUCGGUUUGAAUCCUACCUCUGCCAGUUUGAAUCCAGACUCUGCUAUAUCUUAGCUGUGUGGCCCUGGGCAAUCACGUGAUCUCUCUGGGCCUCAGUUUUCUCUUUUAAGAAGUGGGAAAGACGGUUUUUGGAGGAUUAACUGACAUGACAUCAGUGCAGCCCCUGACAUACAGCAGACACUAAAAAUGUCAGUCUUUUCAUUUCACCACAUCGGGUUGGUGAGAAAUGCAGAGGCAGUUUGCAGCUCCAUGAGAGGAAGAACUUGCUCACACUUAGAGCCUUCUGCCAGUGGAAGGGAAGGAGCAAGCUCCACUUAUGAGAAGCGUGCAAGCAGGGGCUGGUGCGGAUUCCGUCUGCAGCUGGGCAGUUAGAGAUUCAAUGACCCUUACAAUUUUUUGAGGCUUAAGAUUCCAUCAGCCCCGGCUGGGUCU